CACGUCUUAUUUAAACCGACGGUCACAUUAAAAUGAAAUCGAGGAGAACACUAUCAGAAUUCUCAGUAUCAUACAAACCGUUUGACUGUGAACAAGUUGGCCUGCUGUAAGAAUAACACAAUGCGCGUUGUAAUUUUGUGCGCGCUGCUGAUCGGGUGCGCGUAUGCCUACGACGAUGACGAGCAACAAGUCCAGCAGUUCGCGAAGACCGUGAAGGGUGGGCAGGGCGGCAACUGGCAGCCCUUCGGCCCUUCCUCCGCUGAUCUUGUCAAGAUAUUUCAGGAUGGCCACUACAUCAAUAUGAGACAAAACCUAACAGAAGGCGGGCCGUCCGAUAUAGAUGUGGGUGUAUGCUACAUUGAAGUUCCAACUGCAUCUUUGGUGAGAGGAGGAGGCCAAGUACCAGCUGGGAAUGGAUCGCAACCACAUCUCAGCCGGAUCCGUUCCUGCUGCAAAGGCUAUAUCAGGAACAUCCACAACUUCAGGAGAUGUGACCCGGUAUGCACCCAAGAGUGUGUUAACGCACUCUGCUCUGCCCCUGAGACGUGCACUUGCUUCCCUGACCACGUCAAGAACUUAGGUGGCUUCUGUAUCCCCACAUGUCCCAUUGGAUGUCAAAAUGGCCACUGUGCCGGUGGGGAGUGCCUCUGCAAUGAAGGAUACAAACUAGAUGCUGACAGUAAAUACUGUACUCCUCUUUGUAGAGAAAACUGCGCUGGAAUAGGAAACUGCACAGCUCCCAACACCUGUGCCUGCAAACCAGGUUACCAGUCGACUCCUGAAGGAUCUUGCAAGCCAGCGUGUAAUCAAUGCACAUUUGGGGACUGUGUCGCACCCAACGAAUGCCGUUGUCACCAAGGCUUUGCCAAGAACGCCCAAGGAAUCUGCGCGCCUCAAUGCGGGCCGGGUUUCCAGCAUACUCCUCAAGGAUGCAAACCUGUCUGCGAACAUUGCUCCAACGGCGAUUGCGUAGGACCCAACCAAUGUCGCUGUCGACAAGGCUAUGUUAAUGAGAACCAGGGACAAUGUGUACCCAAAUGUACUCCGGACUGUGGACAGAGCAGCCGCUGCGUGGCUCCAAAUGUUUGCGACCCUCCCAUUCCCAUCCCCGUGACAAUCCGGCCGAACCAACCUCAGCCUUACCAACCUAACCAACACAACUCCUACCAACCCGGCCCAUACCAACCUAACAACAACCUAUACCCUGACCAGAGCGUCCUGCCCUUGCCUGAUGGCGUGCCGCAAUGCGCCCAACCUUGCCUGAACGGCGUCUGCGUUGGAGGGAACCAAUGCAGUUGUAACCCUGGUUAUGUUUCUGAUCGAGUUAAUCCGAACAUGUGCGUACCAAAUUGUCCAGGCGGCUGCCCCAAUGGCGUCUGUUCAGCACCUAACUUCUGUAUCUGCAAUGUUGGGUACCACAAAGACCACAGUGUGAAGGGCCGCCCAACUUGCGUCAAGCGUGAGAGGAGAUCGGUUAAUGCCGCAGAUGCUAUGGAACCCGUCAUUUUACCCAUCUUUGAAAUCCCUGAAGAUUAUUAACUGUGACUACUUGAUUAUGAUAAUUAAAGAAAGAAAUAAAGAAAUCAUCAUUUAUCAUUUUAAGACGCCACAGAUACAAAUAAUUUACAAUAAUAACAUCGCAUCACAAGACAAAGAGAACACACGAAAUAAACCUAAAACUAACAAUAAGACUGUAACGAAAGACAACAACAGCAGUAACAAUUAGACGAAUA
Molecule: messenger RNA, 1733 nt
Organism: Pectinophora gossypiella (pink bollworm)
Lineage: Eukaryota; Metazoa; Arthropoda; Insecta; Lepidoptera; Gelechiidae
Product: epidermal growth factor-like protein
Exons: 9
Coding region: 121-1539 (472 amino acids)
Source: RefSeq, a predicted model, not a curated record